AAAUUUUAUAUAUAUAAAAAAAAAUAUAAAGAAUAGAAAGCUUGGAUUUAAAAUUUUAAAUGAAGCCAUUUUGAUAUAGAGAUAAUGUAUGAGAAUAGAAAAAUAUGAAAUUAAAAUUAAGUGGUCAUUGGAUCUAAAAUUAUAAGAGUUUAGGAAGUGUCUGAUAAGUUGAAAAUAAACGGUAAGUGGCCGACGUGAAUAAUAACGCAGUGUACCUUAGACAGUAUGGAAAAUUACUCUGUACACGAUGCAAUGUUCAAGUGAUACAAGAUAGAAAUUCACGUGGGGUGAUCGCGGGACGCGCCGACAGCGCCAAGCGUAUUUGGCGGGACCGCGCUUAGACGGCGUCGUCUGUGCUUCAGGCAAGUCUGUCGUGUAGUGAACCGCAAAGGCUCUUGUCGGACAAUGGCUGGCGGAAAGGCGGGCAAGGACUCUGGUAAAGCGAAGGCGAAGGCGGUCUCUCGUUCGGCGAGAGCCGGCUUGCAGUUUCCGGUUGGUAGAAUUCACAGGCAUUUGAAAAACAGAACCACAAGUCAUGGUCGAGUCGGUGCUACAGCAGCGGUAUACAGUGCAGCUAUCUUGGAAUACCUCACUGCUGAGGUUCUUGAAUUGGCAGGAAAUGCAUCAAAAGAUUUGAAAGUCAAACGUAUCACACCAAGACAUCUUCAGCUUGCUAUUCGUGGUGAUGAAGAAUUAGAUAGUCUCAUUAAAGCAACUAUUGCAGGAGGAGGUGUUAUUCCACAUAUCCACAAAUCUUUGAUUGGAAAGAAAGGUUCACAGAAACCAGCAUAAUUAUUUAGUGAUUCAUUUAAAAACAUUUGAAGCUAUGUAGACAAAACAGAUGCGAAACAGCAGAGUGAUUGUUGACAAAGUGUACCUACGUUACUAAAUUGAUGACGAGACUGGCGUGAUAUACAUACGUAUAUAUAUAUAUAUAUAAUUAUAUAUAUAUAUAAAGAUAAAUAUAAAUAUAUAUAAAUAUAUAUAGAUAUAUAGAUAUAUAAAUAAAACAAAUAUUGAUAUAAUUUAAUAUAGGUAAUGAGAGCUAAAGAAGAAAAAAAUUUUCACUAUGUAAUUGGCAUUUGGAAAAGUUAAUAAUAUAGGUCUAAAAAUUUUAGUGUACGCUACACUGUAAUUAAUUGACGAGCGAUGCGUUGUAGCAUGGCUUGUUUAAAACUGUAAAAGUCUUGAUACUGUGUGCGGAUACUAAAUAUUUUUAAAGUUGGAGUAUUUAAGAGCUUGGAUGUGUCGUAAAAUACUUUUGAAAGAAGAAUUUCUUUUGUUAUCUUUGUCCCUAUCAAAGCUAUUUGAACUUUAUCUCUUUAGACUAUUGCUCUCAAAAAUAUUAAUAUAAAAUAGCAUAACAAUUAUAGAAAAAACGUGUAAUAUGAGCAAGUAUUAUAUAAUAAAAAUUUCUUAAAUUUUUUUAUUUUUAAUUUUUAAAAUUUUUAGUCUUUACUCACACUUUCUUACAAUAAUUAUAAGAAUCGUAUAAUUAUAAUUAUAAAUAUAAAAAUACGUACUCAUUCUUGUUAUUAAAUACUCUUAACUAUCUUACAGCAGUAUACAGUGUGCAUAACACCUUUAGAUUAAAUUUUUAAUUUUGGACACUUUAUAUUCUAAAAUUUGUAUUGCCAAAUAUGUUUGAUUAAAUUUUUAAAGUUUUCAGUCUCUGUAACAUUAAUGUAGGUAUAUAAGAUUAUAGUGAGAAAUAAUAGUUCUGUGAACAUUGUUUCCAUUUUUCUAAUUUUAUGAAAGUAUUCUCAUCUGAGUCACAUUUAAUGAAGUUAUGCAAUAAAGUGUAAUUUGUGGCAUAGUGUAUUUAUGCUCACGAUUAUGAGACUGGAAUCUUUGAAACUAAUAGGCUUUUACUCAUAUAAAGGUAAAAGAAAAAUAUUUCGGCAUUGCAAAGCCUUUGAUGUAAUAUAUAAUCUUUAUUCCAGUAGUGUUCAAUCAACGUGAAAUCCAUAGUAGAAAUAUUGAAUCAAUCUAAAACGAAACAAUGUAUGUUUUUAGUUAAAACAAUUUCUUCUUUGAUUCUGUUCAUAUCAUUUUUCAUUUUAUUCAUAAAACUAUUGUUACUUGUGUCAUUUAGUGUAAUGUUCGCUGUACGUACGGUAUUAUACCGUAUAAUAAAUACCAGCCAUAUGUAAAAUGUUCAUUUUCAUAAUAAAGAGCAAUUUUACUAUUAA
Apis cerana (Asiatic honeybee) is the source of this 2192-nucleotide messenger RNA. It is a transcript of the gene His2Av, whose product is annotated as Histone H2A variant. NCBI's taxonomy places the organism in Eukaryota, Metazoa, Arthropoda, Insecta, Hymenoptera, Apidae. The record is from RefSeq and is a predicted model, not a curated record. Gene Ontology annotation, cellular component: nucleosome. Gene Ontology annotation, molecular function: DNA binding; structural constituent of chromatin; protein heterodimerization activity.